GAUGGUGAAGAUUGUGUUGGUGGUGAUGGUGAUGUUUAUAAGGUCUGGUUUUUUUUUUAUUAUUAUUCAAUAUUCUAUGUUAUAAUUUUUGCUACUUAAUUGUUUCUUUUUCUGUUUAUAUUGUGCAGGAAAUUAAAAAUAUUUCCGAGAUGUCUGUGAAAGAAGUUGAUAGUCAAGAUUUUCUUUAAGUUUAUGUUCUUUGGAAAAGGUUAAAUUUUGUUUAUUAAUUUUUUUUAUAGAACAGUUUUGUGUAAUUAUCGUAUUUUUUUAUCAUAUUAAGUUGUUAACUAAUUUGUUUGUUGUUUUUUUUUUUUGUUUUUGUUGUUAGGAUAUGCCAAAUUUUGACAUAUUGGGUUCGUUAUUAGGACAAAAUGAGACUGUUGCAAUGGUAGAGGAUGAAGUUUUGGGUUCUGAUGGUGGUAAUGUAGGUGGAGUUGAGGGAGUUGCUGAGAAAGUUAGUGCGGGUACCGAUGAUGGUUUUUCAGAAUCUGUGAUGGCUGUUAUAAAUCAGAAAGUGGAUGAUGCGUGUCAUGCAUAUGAAGUGAAGAAGAUUAUGGACAAGAUUAAGGUUUGUGAAUCUCCCAAAUCAAAGAGGGCUCAUAAGCCUAGCGUGGUUUUACAGAGUCCUUACAGAAAUGAUUUUGGGUCUUCUGGUAGUAAUGAAAAGAUGAAGAAAAAGAAUGUUAAAGGUCAAUAUGCGUUUAAUUCUGGGUUGUUUGAUCCUCCGCACGAACUUCAACAGAAGGCAUUUGAUGAGUGGUUCUGUGUUGGGUUCAAGGAUGAGAAUAAGAAGAAGAAGUUUGUUCAAGGGAAGAAUCUUUUUAGUCCUGCUUUAGAUUUCUGCAUUGAUAGUGUUCAGGACAAGUGGUGGUUUUAUGAUCUUUUGACCCCUGGGAGGUGCCUUAGUGACUCGCAUAUGGAUGUAAUAUUUUAUUACUUGCGAAAGAAGUUGAAGUAUGAUCCUAAUGUUGCAGUGUCUGCAACAACCACAGAUUAUCAUUUCUGUUUUAAGGUGGUUGAAUUGUAUGAUAAGUUUGUCAAGUCUGGAAACAAGAUUGAUGCUGUGCCUAAGAGUAACAUUGUUACUGAAUACAUGAGUGGGUAUUACAUGUAUGCUAACAAAGAUUGGCUACGUGUUGAUUAUGUGUUGAUUUACAUGCAUAUUAAGGAUGAAAAGCAUUGGAUUUUGAUCAUUUUUGAUAUUAGGGCUAGGUGUCUCAAUGUUUAUAAUUCCUUAGGGUCUAGACAUGAGUUGGACAGGAAAACAGCUGGUUAUGUCAAGCCUUUUGCAGUGGUGUUGCCUAUAUGUUUGUCAUUCAUUGACUAUUACAGUAGGAGGAUGGAUAUUGACACAAGCCAAGGAUUUUUUAAAGGGAAAAAGGAGGAGGACAUGCUUGAUGUCUUUGUUGUUACUAAGUUACCUCAACAAGUAGACAAUGAUUGUGGCUUGUUCGUGGCUAAGUAUGCUGAUUUCUUUAUUCAUGGAUGUAUUGAGAAACUUCCAAAUCCUCUAGAUGUGGGGUUUUUUAGGAGGAAGCUUCAUUUGUUGAGUUGUAUGUUCAUGCCAAGAAGAAACUGUUGAAUGAUUAUGAUUCUGAGUCUGAGUUUCCUGGGAGGAUUCCAAAAGCUUGAUUGGAUUGAAGGGGUUUCGAAUCUGCACUAGGAUGAAACUUUUUGGUGUACUAAAGUUGGAGUUUCAACUGGAAUGAAACUUUUUGGUGAACUAUUUUGAGUCAAAGUAACUUGUUUUGUUACUUUUGUUUUUAGAAUUGUAAUUAAGCUCCAAUUUUUUAGUACAUUUGUUUGUUAGUAUUAGUGAAUGGUGUAUCUGGACAGUAGGGUUUAUAUGUAGUAUUUAGCUAGGUGUUAAUCUGUUUGUUGUUGGUAACACUGAUGUGAAGGGACCGUUUAGUAUCUUUUUUUGGAAAUAUGCAAGUAUAUAAGUAGUUAAAAUUGUUGUUUGGAAUGUUAUGUUUUAAUGGAAGUAUUCAAGUUUAUAAAGUUGGAAAGAAA
Messenger RNA from Cannabis sativa, 2013 nucleotides. RefSeq lists its product as uncharacterized. Gene Ontology annotation, biological process: proteolysis. Gene Ontology annotation, molecular function: cysteine-type peptidase activity. The coding region runs from base 332 to 1582 and encodes 416 amino acids. The transcript has 5 exons. Lineage: Eukaryota; Viridiplantae; Streptophyta; Magnoliopsida; Rosales; Cannabaceae. The record is from RefSeq and is a predicted model, not a curated record.